Messenger RNA from Mollisia scopiformis, 1425 nucleotides. RefSeq lists its product as uncharacterized. Bases 1 to 1425 code for a protein of 474 amino acids. Lineage: Eukaryota; Fungi; Ascomycota; Leotiomycetes; Helotiales; Mollisiaceae. The record is from RefSeq and is a predicted model, not a curated record. Gene Ontology annotation, molecular function: RNA binding. The transcript has a single exon.
AUGACCAACUACAACGGCUUAUUCGGACUCCAAGAACAAGACUACGAAGAUGGAAAUCACACGUACCUCACCCAAGCCUUUCUAACUCCUUCUCAAUCCAUCCCAGGCGUUCCCGCCAGAUAUGCCGAGGAACAAAGCCAAGGUCGCGCUUUAUACGUCGGCGGCGCACCUAAAGGAUGGCAAAACGAGAUAGUUCGGAGUAUAUUCGGAUUAUGGGGACGCGUAGAGAAGCUACCAGUAUUGAUCAGUCUGAGCGCGGAGGAGACGUUUCGAUGGAUUGUGAUGGCAAAUGAGGGUGAGGCCGCGACCGCAAUGGAACAGCUGCAUGGCAGAAAGCAUGCAAAUGGGUAUUUGAGCGUCAGCAUGAGUUUACCACCAGGACGAACACUCACUCUAGUUAAGAAAGAGUUGCUGGCUGAGCUACCAGACUUCAACGAGUAUGGAGACCCUGAAAAGACUCCUGUACCGCAAUUACAUCACGGCCAUCCACCUGUUCGCGAUACCAGCGAUGAAAAGACUCCUACCAAUAACCACCCGACUUUCGAAUUCACUGUUGAAGAUGAGGACUCUGGAGAGUUUUACGACGAUGAUAUUCGCUCCCCUGAAAUCCCACCGCCUAGCGAGUGCUCACCACUCAGCACCCCAGCCAAGGACGAACCAAAGGACGGAUUCGUUACCCAGGCUUCGUCAUGGGCCAACAUCGCAGGCACCGAUCCGAAUAUCACCUUUAUUGACUUGAAGCCCACACGCAGAAGGGAAGGUCCUCGCCUCAAGUCUGUCGGUCGUAUUCCCCAAGUUGUCAGAACAGUCAACCAGAAUGUGGCACGUCUAGUAUUCCUGUUCAACCUUCCCAGCACAAUCACUGCGACCGACAUCACAAAUGCCAUUAAGGAAGGCCCACUCGUCAAGAUGCAAUUCGGAUUCGAUGCUGACACAAAGGCGCGCUACUGUGGUGUCAUUUUCCAAAACCCUCGUGAUGCUGCGGACUUUGAAGCUGUUCUAGACAAGGAGAAGAAGGAUAGCAAGCCUGAUCGUUUUCGCUUCAUCGUGGAGCAUGCUAGAGCUGAGCAAUAUGGCCUCGAAGAUACACUGAGAGCUAUGGGUCCUCCAAUGUGGGCAACUCGACGUUUGACGAUCGUCAAGGGCGGGUUCUUCUUCAUGUUUGGCGAGAGACAGAUGAGAGAUAUUUGCGAGAAGUUGGUUGGAGAGGACUGUGUCCAGCUCAUCUGGCUAUACAACGGCGGCAAUGCAACAGUGGUCUUUACGGAUGUGUCGGCUGCUAUCAAGGUGAAGAAGGAAUUUGAUAGACGAGCUGCACGAGCGCAUUCGGGCGAAGAGGGUACCAGUGCUGUUUGGGAAGGAGUGCAGACUACAUUCUCAAAGGAUCCAUGUGUAGCCCCUCUGGAGCUCAAGACCAAGUUGUAA